UUGCAUGCGAUGGAGGACGUUAUACCUAAAAAAUACAUACCGUGUUAUGUCGUAAUGAUGAUACACCCCUCACCCAUAGCAAACCCUAACACAUGCCGUAUUAAUACGCAUCCGAUACACUUCAAAACUGCCGACAUCCCUUGCUCAUCGGCCAUCGUCUUGUCGCUUUCCUUAGUUAUCCCACGACGAACCUCUCACCAGCUCUUCUUAUAUUUAGCCAGCAAUAUCUACUAAAAAUACCCCUUUGCUUCUCGCUUUGCUGCUCAUCGUAUUAAUCCUUAGCAUUUCAGUGGCAUUUAUACUGUGAUCUGACUGCUCCCCCAUCAUCCCCGCCAAAGUGCCGAAUUUUAGCCCCUCCGGCUCCCCCCCACGAAUUGUUUCCACCCCCUCUCCUAGCUCCGCCCAGCUACUGUGCGCUGCAUGCUUAGGCCUAAACAGCAAAGCAUAGCGCAUACAUAUACCUCAGCUCAGUAACAACAUUUAAACCAAAUCGCCAGGAAAAGGCAAAAGAUAUGCGUCCAGCUGGUCCGAGGGAUCCAGUUGCAGGACCCGACUCCGGCCCUCCUGCGCCGUAUCCUAUGAAACUCUCCGGCCCAGUCAUCAAGGGCUUUGGGAGGGGGAGUAAGGAGCUCGGCAUUCCUACCGCCAACAUCCCCCCAGACUCCCUCUCCCCUUAUGGAGACGUAGAGUCGGGCGUAUACUAUGGCGUCGCCGCGCUCGACCCAUCCAAAUUCAAAUAUAAGGCGGGAAGUGACGAAAAUAUUCAACCAAACGGUGCCGCCGUGACACAAGCGACAGAAUCCAAUUCUGAAAAUGAAAAUCAAAAUCAAAAUAUCUUCCCCUGCGUUCUGAGCAUAGGGUACAACCCCUUCUAUAAGAAUACAGUUCGGUCUGUGGAAAUCCACCUCCUCCCCCAAUUCACCCACCGCACCACCCCAUCUUCGCCAUCGCCAAAUUCCACAGACCAGCCAAACCGCUUCUUCCGCAUUCCCGAUUUUUACGGCACGCGCCUAAACCUGCUCGUGCUGGGCUACAUCCGGCCAGAAUACGACUAUGUCAGCCUCGAGGCGCUAGUAGAGGAUAUCCGAAUUGAUUGCGAGGUGGCGAAGAGGAGUUUGGAGAGGCCGGGGUAUUUAUGUUAUGUGGAGGGUGAUGCUGUUGGUGGAGAAGGGGACAGUGAUGGUGGUGGUGUAGCGAAGGGGGUUAGGGAGGCGAGGGGUUGGUUGAGGGGGUUUUAGUUUGAGGAAUGUAGAAAGGGGAGGGAGGAGGGAAUGUUGAAGUGUAUUGUGUGCAGUGAUGACUUUCUUUGAAUGUCAUUUUUUGUGCUCUUGCCCUGAUUCUUUAUACCUUGAUCAAUUUCUCCUUCAAGAUGUUUUUUUUUAUUUUUUUAUUAUUAUUAUUUUCUUCCAUUGUUGAUAGUGAUUGUUUUAACAGCCGCAAAUAGAUAGAUGAAGUAGAUAGUCUAUAGAUACCAUACCUAGAACAUUACAUGCACAUAUAACUAUAGACUUGAUUGACAAGACUCAUCUAUUCUAGUUUCUUUCUUUUCCUGUUUUCUUCGUAAUCAGGUUAGUAGCCUCAACCCCAUAUUUCUAAUCAUCACUUACUGCUGUUUGAAAAACAAAAUAAAUUAAAUAAAAUAAAAUAAAA
Messenger RNA from Blastomyces gilchristii SLH14081, 1650 nucleotides. Its product is annotated as riboflavin kinase. The record is from RefSeq and is a predicted model, not a curated record. Gene Ontology annotation, cellular component: mitochondrion. Gene Ontology annotation, biological process: FMN biosynthetic process; riboflavin biosynthetic process. Lineage: Eukaryota; Fungi; Ascomycota; Eurotiomycetes; Onygenales; Ajellomycetaceae. The transcript is spliced from 3 exons. Gene Ontology annotation, molecular function: riboflavin kinase activity. The coding region runs from base 513 to 1238 and encodes 241 amino acids.